UGUAAUGCAACUAUAGAAAUAUGACUUAGCAUGUGAAUAUAACCGCUGGUUCAAAGUGCCUGGCAACUGUAUUUUGUCCCAAAGAUACAAACGUCGCAAAAGUGAAAGGAUAUGAAUGUCGAUUUAAUACAAUUGAGAAAACUUAAGUAGCGACGUUUUCAACAAAAUAUAUGCAGUAGUUUGAAGUUCUGAACAGGAUGAAGAUGGCAUUUCAAGUAUACGGUUUUUUUGCUUUGAUAUAUAUGACUAUUUGGCAUAUGGUUGAUGCAAAACCGCCAAACAACAACGAUUAUAUGUCUGGCGGCGGGGGAAAUGGUGGCGGUGGAGACUUAACUGCAAAAUCCAUCCCUUACGAUUACGGCUACAAUGGUGGCGGUGGAGACUACUCUGCAAAAUCCAUCCCUUACGAUUACGGCUACAACGGUGGCGGUGGAGGCGUCGUUGCAUAUGCCAUCCCUUACGAUUACGGCUACAAUGGUGGCGGUGGAGGCGUCGUUGCAUAUUCCAUCCCUUACGAUUACGGCUACACUGGUGGCCCAGUAGGCAUGGUUGCAUAUGACAUCCCUUACGAUUACGGCUAUAAUGAUGGCGAGAAUGGAUUUGCGAUUGAAUAUUCCAUUCCUAACGAUUACAACUACAAUGAUGCCGAUAAUGGAUUUGCGUUUGCCGAAUCCAUUCCUAACGAUUACGGCUAUGACAUCCCAUUUGAUUAUAACUACAAUGGAGAGGACACGACGACAACACCAAGCUCUGGUUACCCAGGAGAACACACGGGUACGGUAACAAUUGAGACUACGAGUUCUGCGUCCCCACAGCAACAGAACGUUGGUAUUGCGGCUGAAAACGCCGCAUCCAGUGAGCCGGUUACCGAUCGCGACGUUGCUAAAGCCCUGUACAACAGACUUCUCGAUGACAACGAUGUGCGCGUGAGACCAAUCCAGAAUCAAUCAAAACCGAUCUACGUGAACACGAAAUUCGUUCCCCUUAGUAUCAUCGAGUUCGACACCACGGAGCAGACGUUCGCGAUCCUAGGGUACUUCCGGGUGCGGUGGAUAGACCAGACCAUGACGUGGAAACCGAAGUACUGGAACUCCAUCAACACGGUGAAAGUGACAACUGACGCUUUGUGGAAACCGAACAUCAUUAUUCACAAGGCAGUAGACGGCCGAGGAGAGAUCGGUGCAAGCGAGACAGACAUAUUGGUCAUCAAUUGGAACGGGAAUGUACAGUGGGUGCCUGAAGGCAUAUACACAAUUGUCUGCGACGUAAGCAUCCAGUACUUUCCGUUCGACGUACAGACGUGCGUUCUCACGUACUACGUAGCGGACGAGAGCACGGCAUCAGUGACGCUAGACCACUACUUGACCAUUGACAUGAGCGAAUACAGCGAGAACGCCGAAUGGGUCGUCACCAGCGUUACACGACAACGCGUCGUUCGAAACAACAAUUAUUACAUCGACAUCGAAUUUCGUUUACAGCGCCGCGCAAACUUCGCGUUGUUCACGCUGAUCGCUCCACUAAUGGCGCUGGCCUUUCUAAACAUUUCGGUGUUUCUUGUUCCCGUAGAUUCCGGAGAAAAGGGCUCAUUCGCUAUCACGAUAUUUCUGUCCUACGGCGUACUUAUCACGAUCAUCAGCGACACUCUGCCUAAAAAUUCCGCCCAGACUUCGACGCUCGUUCUGCUCAUCGAGACGCUUCUCUGCCUCAGCGUGCUGUCCGUGGUCUACACAGUAGUUCAGGCAAAGGUGGCGUUCACCAUCGGUCGCAAGCCAUGCCCGAUCCAGUGCCUAAGAACGCUGAAGAAACACAAUCAAGUCCUCCCUAUCGACCACUACAUUGAACAUGGAGGCUACACGUCCAAUGGCGACAACGUCUACACAUGGGGAAUGUUUUUAAAGCAACUGGAUCUUGUCCUGUUCUUUGUAUUCUUUGUCGUUGUCAGCAUAAUGAUUGGGAUUUUCUUUGCAGUUCUUCUCCGGCAUGUCGGCGUAGUUGAUUCCUAUGCAGACAUUGAGCCACAACCAACAACUCGAGUGUUUCCCAUCCCCACAACUGCGAGUGGAUAAGCAGCGCAGUGAAUCUGAUAAAAUGCGUGAACGUAAACCGUUUUAAAAAUACCGAAAUCUGGUUUCCAAAACCAUGAAAUAAUAUCUUUCACAAUUGUUUCUGAAGGAGCAAACCGUAACGCAAUACUGAAAUAAUAUAUUAUAUUUAAAAAAUAUUAUAAUACAUUAAAAGACUUUAAGUGUAUUGUAUGCCUCAACAUUUUAAUGUAUAUGACGAAACGUCCGUUCGAAUUGAGGUGCCCUUUCCUGAAGCUGACAUUGCCAGCUACUAGUUUUAUUUGUGGCCACGCCGAAUCCAUUGAUAUAAAAGAUUUCGCUUUCUCUGACCUUUGUUUAUUGGGUUGAAAUUCGUCAUAGUUCUUUCGCAGUCUUUCGGUUUGGCCGAAACUUAUUUCGCUUCAAGAUAUUUUUAAUUUGAAAAUGGUAAUAUUAUUUUUAUUUAAAACAAAAUUCGUUUGAAAACUAGGUCAUGCUUUAUAUGUUGCCUAACCCUGAUUAAAUUUGUUUUUGGUUCUUUUAUCUUGAUACAAACUACAUGUGUAUAUUGUAUGACUCUGUUAUUAACUUUUAUCUUAAGAAUUCAAAUGGUUGCCCUUUUCAAUUCUAGCAUGAUAACUGGCUUUAUUUUCAGAGGAGCCAAUUAAACGUAUACAUAGAGUAUAACAGGUUAAUGCCUGAUCUUUGUGUAAUAUAUCAGGCAAGGCUUAGAAUAAUAUAACGGCGAGGCUUGCCGAGCCGUUAUUGUAUUCGUGCCGAGCCUGAUAUAUUACAAAAAGAUCAGGCAGUAACCUGUUUUUCUGUUUAUCAUACCUCUGCAUCACCGAGUUUUGAAAAAAAAGAGAUAAUCGCUUAAAAGCUGCAGUGUUAGCAGGAAAGAAUAUUAUAGUUGUCGUUUGACGUGUUGUUAAUAAUGACGUCAUGUGCUCUAGCGCUUAAUAUUUGUAAAACAUGUUGUUGUUUUUUUUCUGUGCGUGUUGCAUUUUGUGUUAAAAAUAUAUUACA
Dreissena polymorpha is the source of this 3068-nucleotide messenger RNA. Its product is annotated as proton-gated ion channel subunit pbo-5-like. Gene Ontology annotation, molecular function: transmembrane signaling receptor activity; extracellular ligand-gated monoatomic ion channel activity; neurotransmitter receptor activity. Lineage: Eukaryota; Metazoa; Mollusca; Bivalvia; Myida; Dreissenidae. Gene Ontology annotation, cellular component: membrane; neuron projection; synapse. Gene Ontology annotation, biological process: signal transduction; monoatomic ion transmembrane transport; chemical synaptic transmission. The coding region runs from base 198 to 2066 and encodes 622 amino acids. The transcript has 3 exons. The record is from RefSeq and is a predicted model, not a curated record.